Paramecium tetraurelia is the source of this 1338-nucleotide messenger RNA. RefSeq lists its product as uncharacterized. The transcript has 4 exons. The record is from RefSeq and is a predicted model, not a curated record. Lineage: Eukaryota; Ciliophora; Oligohymenophorea; Peniculida; Parameciidae.
AUGAAAAAUUAUAAUUCUUAUCACUAAUAUAGAUAAACAACUGUUCCAUCUGAGGCUUCAUCAGUUAAAUCCCAAAUCACAAUUCAAUCUUAUUUAACUGCAUCACCUAAAUAGAGAAACUAACUAAUUCGUUCGUCUUUCAAAGUUUACUAGGAAAUGAAGUAAGAAAUCAUUUAGAAUCAAUAAUGUAAGUUAUCCUUAAGAUUUGAACAAAUACACUUAUUGAUGGCAUCACAGAAACUAUUCUUACAUUUAUAAAAAAUGCAAGCCUUUUAUAAUAAGCAAUAAAAAUAGGAAGCAUUUCAAUUGAUAUUACGAUUAGGAGCAAUAGAUUAUAGCAAUAGCAGCAGUAUAUUUAAAACACCAUAGAGAAGUCAUUCCCCUGGGAUAGUAUCGAAAGAUAUAGGAAUGGAAAAGAAUAUCCAGAAUUAAUAACUUAUAAAGAUUAUAUAAGAAUUGUAAUCUCAAAUUGCUGGUAAGGAACUUUGUAAAAUUAUUUAUUUAAUUUAAACCAAGGUCAUGAGAGAUAGUUUAUACUAAAUAAAAUAACAAAUAAAAUUAUCAUAAAAAUUCGAGAAAAUCAAAAGUAUUUUGGAGGUCUCCUCAAAAAGAUUUGCAUUAAAUGAAUUGAGAGAAAAGAAAAAUAAAAGCAAAAAAAUUGAAGCUGCAACCUUGUUAUUGGCUUUCAAAUUGGAGAAAUUCAAAUUGAACUUGGAAUUCACUUUUUUUUAUCAACUAAAGCUAUCAUAGAUGAAAUAAUAACUGAUUACAAAAUAACAAAUCUAAUUAAAGCUAAAUGGAUAUAGAAUGGGAGAUAAAAACGAAAACAUUAGAUUGCUAAGACUUCAUUAGGUUAUAAUAAAGAUUUGUUACAGGUUUCCAUUUAAUUAGUUUAAAAAAAACUAAUACUCAUUCUAAUAAAUAGAAUUAAAUUAAAGGAAUAGUGCUUCUAUCUAAAGAUUUUCAUUGGGGCAAUUAUCUCAAACAAUGUCAUAAUAGGUAUCAUAAGUGUUGGAAGCGACACCAAAAAAUGAUGAACUAAUAAUAGAAGAAUAAGAAGUGUGUUAAUAACCAGUUGUCGUUUAAAAACCAAAAUCUAUUUAGAAAGUGAAUGGAAAAUUAGCAAAAUAGAUAAAAUUAUAUAUCAGCAAAUGUGAGGAGUAGAAACAAUAAGCAUAAUAGUCGAAACUCGAAUAGAUGGCAAAACUAUCAAAAAAGAGUAUUUAGGAUGAAAUAGACUAGAAGAAAUAAAAGUCCAAGUCUUAAGUUUAAAGUAGGUUAUUCUUGGUGGCAAUAUUUGUAUUUGUUUUAAUUUUUUUAAUUCGUAUUAUUAAUUGA